AUGGAAUUCAACAGCACUUUUACAAAAACAGACACAGUUGAAAAAAUUAAUCAUAUUAAUUGUUAUGGUACAAAACUUCUAUUUGAUAUAGCAACAAAACAAGAGCAUAUGGAAAUGAUUAUUUAUGCUAGUUCAAUUAUGACUGUUUUUGGCUAUUUAGAAAAUGAACCAUAUUCAUCAUUAGCAAAAAAUAUUCAACCAAAACAAUUAUUGAAAAAGAUAACAAUUAAUGAUCCUCCGAUACCAUCCCAUUUUAAUCCAUCGUUUGAAGCAUAUUCUAACAGUAAAAUAUAUGGUGAAGAAUUGGCUAGACAAUACUCAACAAUUGAAACUAUAAAUGUUAAAUUUAUUUGUGCAAGAUUCGGUUGGAUAAAUACAACUGAUGAUGUAAUAUCUGAUUUGUAUGAUUGGUCAGAUAAAUCAGUACAGUGUAGUCAUCGUGAUUUAUGUCAAUUUAUUGAUCGAAUAUUAGAAAAACAAUUGAUAUUGAACAAGUUUGAGAUUUAUUUUGUUUCUUCAAAUAAUGAUUAUUGUUGGGCUAAUAUGGAUAAUUGUCAACAAGAUUUAGAUUAUAUACCACAAGAUGGCGCUAAAUGGAAGACAACGUGA
Rotaria sordida is the source of this 609-nucleotide messenger RNA. The record is from the annotation of a GenBank genome assembly. NCBI's taxonomy places the organism in Eukaryota, Metazoa, Rotifera, Eurotatoria, Philodinida, Philodinidae.